AUGUAUUUCCUACCAUCAUCAUAAAAACUUUUUGAAGAAUACUUUUCCUCCAGAUAUUAAAAAGAAAAACUUUUUUCAAGUCCGAGACCCCCUAUUGCUAAAGAGUACUUUCGUAUCCGCUCUUAAUAAUUAAAGGAAGAUAUUUUUUUAUUAUAGGGUAUUAUUGUAAGUAAUAAAAUAUCGAUUGUGAUAAUUCAGGAUGGUACAAAAUAAAAUGAGUUAUCGAAAUUGGAAAAAAACAAUAAGUUUAAAACUAAGAUUGUUUUAUCAUAUUCAUAAGAAUUAAGUAAGAACUCCUUUAAACAGUGCUAAAUAUUUUUAUAAACAGCAAUAAGAGAUACCAAAUUGGAUGGAUUAAUCAAGGACUAGUAUUUAUAAACAUGUUUAUCAGUAUUUAAAUUAUAAAAUCAUUUAAUAAAUGACAUCAUAGACUUCAGCUAAAUAAAUGCAAAGUUAUUAGACCUUUUAUUCAGUUAAUUUAAACUUUAGAAAAUAAUAAAUGAAAUAACUGAAUAAUUUAGAUUCCAAUUUCAAUUUAAGAAUCUAAGUCUUGCCUUCGAAACUAGCCGACCAAUGUCUCUAUUGACUCAAAUUAAAACAGAUUACUGA
This is a messenger RNA of Paramecium tetraurelia, 609 nucleotides long. RefSeq lists its product as uncharacterized. The record is from RefSeq and is a predicted model, not a curated record. The transcript has a single exon. NCBI's taxonomy places the organism in Eukaryota, Ciliophora, Oligohymenophorea, Peniculida, Parameciidae.